AUGACCAAAUUCCGGCCGUGCAUUGACCUUCACUCAGGGCAGGUCAAGCAGAUUGUGGGAGGUACUCUAAGUCAUGUUGCUGAAGACCUGAAGACCAACUAUGUCUCGAAGCUGCCUGCCAGUCACUAUGCCGGACUGUAUCAGAAACAUGAUCUGCGCGGUGGGCACGUGGUGAAACUGGGACCGGGGAAUGAGGAGGCAGCACAGGAAGCCUUGAGGACGUGGCCGAGUGGGCUACAAGUUGCUGGAGGCAUUACAGACAAGAAUUCCCAAUACUGGAUCGACCAGGGAGCGGAGAAGGUGAUCAUCACCUCUUUCCUCUUCCCUGCAGGAAAAUUCUCGCUCGAGCGGCUAGAGUCCGUUCUGUCUGCCCUGGGAGGCGACAGAUCCAAACUAGUUCUGGACCUCAGCUGUCGCAGAAAAAACAACACUUGGUUUGUGGCCAUGGACCGCUGGCAAACCAUUACCGAGAUGGAGAUCAACCAAGCAUCAAUCUCGCUCUUGGAACCAUAUUGCUCCGAGUUCCUGAUCCACGCCGCAGAUGUCGAAGGACUCCAGCAAGGUGUCGACGAGGAGUUGGUGUCACGAUUGGCUGAGUGGUGCUCUAUUCCGGUGACCUAUGCCGGAGGUGCACGGAGUCUCAAAGAUCUUGAGAAGGUGCACGUUAGUAGUCAAGGCAAGGUGGAUUUGACGAUUGGCAGUGCGCUGGAUAUUUUCGGCGGCUCCGGCGUGACCUUCGACGAAUGCAUCGAAUGGAACCGGACACAUUGA
Penicillium alfredii is the source of this 771-nucleotide messenger RNA. RefSeq names its product 1-(5-phosphoribosyl)-5- ((5-phosphoribosylamino)methylideneamino)imidazole-4-carboxamide isomerase HIS6. The transcript is spliced from 3 exons. Gene Ontology annotation, biological process: L-tryptophan biosynthetic process; L-histidine biosynthetic process. Gene Ontology annotation, molecular function: 1-(5-phosphoribosyl)-5-[(5-phosphoribosylamino)methylideneamino]imidazole-4-carboxamide isomerase activity. The record is from RefSeq and is a predicted model, not a curated record. Bases 1 to 771 code for a protein of 256 amino acids. Gene Ontology annotation, cellular component: cytoplasm. Lineage: Eukaryota; Fungi; Ascomycota; Eurotiomycetes; Eurotiales; Aspergillaceae.